CAGGAGGGUUCCAGGGAAGAACCCCUCCAACCAGGUCACAAUGGCUGGAGCUCUGAAGGGCCCAGGGUCCCUGAGUCAGGAGGAGAGGAGGAAGUCCAAGGAAAGAUGGCUGGCAGUCACCCCUACUUCAACCUGCCUGACUUCACACAGCCAUCACCGCCCUCCACUCCGCCCAGUCUCUCAUCGCACCAGCGCUGCCGGCCCUCCGAUGCCACCAAGGGCCUGCUCGUGGCCCUGCUGGGUGGGGGCCUACCUGCUGGCUUCGUGGGCCCCUUCUCCCGUAUGGCUUACCAGGCUUCCCACUUUCCCUCGCUGGAGCUGCUCAUCUGUCGAUGCCUCUUCCACCUCCCCAUUGCCCUGCUACUUAAACUUCGUGGUGACCCCCUCUUAGGACCUCCCGAUGUCCGGGGCCGGGCCUGCCUCCACGCCCUGCUCAACGUCCUCAGCAUCGGAUGUGCCUACAGUGCAGUUCAGGUGGUGCCCGCCGGCAACGCUGCCACCGUCCGCAAAGGUUCUUCCACAGUCUGCUCUGCUCUCCUCGCCCUCUGCCUUGAGAGCCAGCGUCUCAGCGGCUAUGACUGGUGUGGCUUGUUGGGCAGCACUCUGGGACUCAUCAUUAUUGUGGGACCUGGACUAGGGACCCUGCAGGAGGGGACCACGGGCCUCUACACUGCCCUAGGCUAUGUGCUUGCUUUCCUAGGUGGCCUGGCACUGUCACUGGGGCUCCUGGUGUAUCGCUCCCUGGACUUUCCCUCCUGCCUACCAACAGUGGCCUUCCUGUUUGGUUUGGUGGGGCUGGUGGGCUCUGUGCCAGGCCUCUUUAUGCUGCAGACCCCCGUGCUGCCCAAGGAUCCUCUGAGUUGGAGCUGUGUGGGGGCAGUGGGGAUCCUUGCCCUGGUCUCCUUUGUGUGUGUGAGUUAUGCGGUCACUAAGGCCCACCCCGCCCUGGUGUGUGCCGUCCUGCACUCUGAGGUGGUGGUGGCCUUGAUGCUGCAAUACUAUGUGCUCUAUGAGACCGUGGCACCUUCUGACAUCAUGGGGGCAGGGGUCGUUUUGGGCAGCAUUGCCAUUAUCACUGCCCAGAACCUCAGCUGUGAGAGGGAAGGGCAGGUGGAGGAGUGAGAUCCAACUUGAGAGCCUGGGGGUGGGGUGGGGGGGGCUGGGUAAAAAGAAGGAAAAACUGGAAUACAAACAUGGGAGAACAAGUGACUAGGAAAGAACUGCUGUAGGAGAGGGACACCCCUUCGAGUCAAGGAUGACUUGGGGACUUGGUGGAGAGGGACUGCUGAGAAGUCUUGGAAUAAGCCUGGAGACCAACGUAUUUGGAGUCUAGGCUGGGGCUUGAAGGGAGGUCUGAGGAGCAGGCCCAAGGAAGGGGCUGAGGCAGGCAGGCCAUGAACCGCGGAGAGGAUUUUUCCCUGGGCAGCAGAGAGGAGCUUUGGGGCUGGAGUGCUUGGGGCUUUCAGGCAAACGGAGCAAGCAGCUGCGCUGGGGGAAGGGAGUGUGCUUUUCUUUCCCUGAGCGAUAGUUUCCCUUUCUCGUGGUUAUGCCUCCCCACCUUGGGGUGGUGACGUGAUAUUGACAUCAAACAAGGAUCACUCUGAAUGUGGCUGUGCAGUUGGUGUCAUCUCUGCUUUGUAAGGACAGUGGAAGUCCU
Molecule: messenger RNA, 1657 nt
Organism: Capra hircus (goat)
Lineage: Eukaryota; Metazoa; Chordata; Mammalia; Artiodactyla; Bovidae
Gene: SLC35G6
Product: solute carrier family 35 member G6
Exons: 2
Coding region: 106-1122 (338 amino acids)
Source: RefSeq, a predicted model, not a curated record